Molecule: messenger RNA, 5658 nt
Organism: Conger conger (European conger)
Lineage: Eukaryota; Metazoa; Chordata; Actinopteri; Anguilliformes; Congridae
Gene: blm
Product: BLM RecQ like helicase
Exons: 21
Coding region: 433-4761 (1442 amino acids)
Biological process (GO): double-strand break repair via homologous recombination; DNA replication; telomere maintenance
Cellular component (GO): nucleus; cytoplasm; chromosome
Molecular function (GO): four-way junction helicase activity; DNA binding; ATP binding
Source: RefSeq, a predicted model, not a curated record
UUAGCGAGCCAUAUGGAAAAAUGUAACGUUGAGCAAGCCUGAUGAUAAGUUUAUUACUAUCUGACGUGAAUUCGCAUUGAUGUUAUCGCUAACUUUUAAAAAUUGUCGCAGCGCAAGCUACUAAAAUUUGUCUUCAGUUGUCUGUCAUUCACUGAUCGCUAUCAUCUGACGCGGUACAGUCCGAGAUAGAAGGAAACCCCAAACGUCGUUUCCACUUUUAUUUGCAAUUAUUGACUAAUAACGGUGACUACUUGUUUGGUAGACAUUUUUUCGCUUUAUUUUUCAGACUUCUGACUUGUCUAGAUUGCAUUUGGAAGGAUUGCAACACUACAAAUGUUGCUCAGAUAAGUAGCUGAAUGUUAAAAUGAAAUAGUAUAGUUUAUGUAGUUAACGCAAUUAUCCCGCUAACAUUUGCUGAAUUACAAUUUCACGAUGCCGGUUCUUCCUCAAAAUAAUCUGAACGAACAACUCGAGCGAUACAAUAUUAAGGCUACUCGCCAAAACAAACCAUCGCUCUCCAAAUCCAACCCCGGGGUUUUUUCAUUCAAGAAAUCGCCGGUCACCACUCCUGUAGCUGUCGUCUCAAACGUAGCGUACUCGAAUGUUUUAUCAGAGCGGAAGGUCAAUGCCUCUCCUGGCGUAAUAGUGUCUAAACCUUUGACAUCUUUAAGAAAGCCUGAGAGGCAAUGUGCAAAAGCCACCAGUUCUGUCACUCCAAACUCCAAUUCCAAGCUGCAAAGUGUCACCUUGGAAAGAAGGCCUUCACUUAAGUUUACUCCAGCAUUAUGCUCGGCUCGAACUCCUCCACCAAACCGAGAUGCAGGAGGCAUGGCGAGCAGUGUUGUUAAAGACGGCAUGUGUGACGCCUCUCUCGACGAUUGGGAUGAUUUGGAUGACUUUGAAACUCCUGUGCGUGAAAGAAGUGACUUCUUGUCCAGUCUGGGUGAUUCAGGCAACAGAAGCAACAGAAGCAAGGAUGGCAUCAUCAGCUCAGAGAAGGCAAAACACAAACAGAUUGAUGGGGCAAGUAAAGUCCUUCACAGAGCUCUGGGGAUCGGUGCUAAUGGAGAACACCAGAACACAGCACAUUCGCACAGAACGGAGGAAAACCACUUGGACAGUGCUUUGGGGAAUGCAGUUUCUUCUAGCCGUCUUACUACUAAGAGUCCAGCAGCCAAGGAGCGGGAGGACUCUCCUGUUCAAAUGAAGAAAGAGUAUUUGUUCGGUCAGGCCCGGUGCUCACUGAGUGACAGCAUGGGCAAACACAAAAACGCUCCCAGGUCACCUGCUCCAAAGACGGGUGAGCGAUGCAGUUGGACAGAUGCUGAUAUCAUAGACAUUGAAGAAGAGUCUUUGCUGGAGGAUGAAGACAAUAGGCAUAAGUUCAUUCCUCCAUCACUGGAAGUUGAAGUUCUCAACACGCCUUUCUCUGCAAAGGCACCGAGCAGUGCUGAUGUUACUGACUCCGGUCCUGUGGACCAGAUUUCACCUGAAAGAUCAGACUCUGUCAUGCUGGGAAGUCCUACGUUUUCUGAAGUCCAUUCUACAAACUGCAAAGGUAAGGUCGUGCAGUCACAGAUCUUAGAUGUCAUGGAGUCUAUCUGUGGCCUGGUGGACUCCAUCCCAGAACACCAGCUGAUGUCACUCACCUGCGGAAGAGAGCUGGUACAGCUCAGAGCUCUCAGAAAGAAGAUGCUGGCAAAGCCAUCCAAAAUGCUGCUGAGGACAAACAGUUUGGAGGCCAGUUCAGAAACACGUGAGCCCCUGCUUCCAGCUCGUCCUAACCCCAGGUCUUUCAGCCCGCCUUUAGAUGUUGGAGCAAGUUUUGGCAGGUGCUCCCAGCUCAAGAAGUCUUCUACAGUUGGCUAUGAGAGCAGCAUUUUCAACAACUCUGACUCCGUCCUCAGUGGAGUCCAGACCCCUGAUCCCUUAUGCAGGCUGGGUGGCCACUCUGAUCUCAGUUUGACUAGUGGGGGCAGGGACGGGUCCUCCAAGAGCUGUUAUGACCAGUCACUGUUCAGCACCAAUUUCUCCACCUCGUCCCUUGGACGUUCUGACCAGGAGCGGACUUCUGGAAGCUUCUUCUCGCCGAAGAGGUCCGUAAGCGAUGCGCAGAUGAGCGAUUUCUCUGAGAAAGCUGAGCCCACUGCUGCCAGCUCGGAGCCAACGGUGGACGACUUCUUCAUCGACGAUUUCGACAUUGACCACUUUGAUGAGUCGGACCUUCUUGAUUACUCUGAGAAUGUGGUUGACAGCACUAUCAGUGCCUCUUCUGGCACUAAGCAGCAGCCCAAGUCUGUUGUUCAUCCACUUAGAAAUGGGGAGCACAGCAAGACAGCUUGGGAAAUUAAGGCCACACCCCAAACACCUGCUGCUCAGCCUCCAAAGGUGAACGCACCAGGGCCUCCUUCCAGGAACCCCGCCCACGAUCGCUUCCGCGGCUUCGGCUUCCCCCACUCCUCGGAAAUGACGAAGAUCUUCCACAAGCGCUUCGGCCUGCACCAGUUCCGCUUCAACCAGCUGGAGGCCAUCAACGCCACGCUGCUGGGGGAGGACACCUUCGUCCUGAUGCCCACGGGUGGGGGAAAGAGCCUGUGCUAUCAGUUACCUGCUUGUGUGUCAGCUGGAGUCACUGUGGUGAUCUCACCACUGAAAUCUCUCAUCGUGGACCAGGUGCAGAAACUCACCACUUUGGAUAUUCCAGCCACCAGUUUGUCGGGUGAGAAGAGUGACAGUGCGGCUGGGAGGAUUUACAUGCAGCUGUCCAAGAAGGACCCCAUUAUUAAACUGCUGUAUGCCACCCCGGAGAAGGUGUGUGCCAGUGGCAGGAUGAUCAGCGCCCUGCAGAACCUGUAUGAGAGAGGACUGCUCGCACGCUUCGUCAUCGAUGAGGCUCACUGCGUCAGCCAGUGGGGUCACGAUUUCCGGCCGGACUUCAAGCGCCUUCACGAGCUGAGGCAGAAGUUUCCUGGCGUUCCCAUCAUGGCACUGACCGCCACGGCCACGCCCCGUGUGCAGAAGGACAUCCUGCACCAGCUGCAGAUGAGCAAGCCCCAGAUAUUUACCAUGAGUUUCAACAGGCAUAACUUGAAGUAUGCUGUGCUGCCCAAACAACCCAAAAAGGUGGAUGAGGACUGCAUUAACUGGAUAAAGAAACACUAUCCAGAGGGUUCUGGGAUUGUGUACUGCCUCUCCCGUAAUGACUGUGAUACGAUGGCGGACAGCCUGCAGCGGGCCGGCGUAGCGGCGUUGGCCUAUCACGCCGGGCUGAACGACAGUGACCGCGAGUACAUCCAGACCAAGUGGAUCAACCAGGACGGCUGCCAGGUGAUCUGCGCAACCAUUGCGUUUGGUAUGGGCAUCGAUAAGCCCGAUGUGCGGUACGUCAUCCACGCCAGUCUGCCCAAGUCCAUAGAGGGGUACUACCAGGAGUCCGGGCGCGCGGGUCGGGACGGGGAGAUCUCCCAGUGCGUGCUCUUCUACUCCUACACCGACGUCAUUCGCAUCAAGAGACUCAUCACCAUGGACAGGGAAGGCACCCACCAGACCAGAUCCACCCACUUCAACAACCUUCACAGCAUGGUGCACUUCUGUGAGAACCUGAUGGAAUGCAGGAGAAUGCAGCUGCUGGGGUAUUUUGGGGAGCACACGUUUAAUCCCAAUUUCUGCAAGGAGCACCCUGAAGUCAUCUGUGACAACUGCGCCCGCCCAAGUAAAUACAAGGCCCGAGUCGUCACGGAAGACGUGAAGAAGAUCGUGAGGUUUGUGCAGGACAACUGUGAGAAGGUUGGAUUCCGGCAGCGCAAAUCUGCACAGCAGAGCAGGCUGACUCUCCACAUGCUGGUGGACAUUUUCCUGGGGACUAAAAGUGCCCGCAUCCAGACGGGGCUGUUUGGGGUUGGUGCUGCUUACUCCAGACACAAUGCUGACCGGCUGUUUAAGAAGCUGGUCCUGGACCACAUCCUGGAGGAGGAUCUGUACAUCACUGUGAACGGCCAGGCCGUGGCUUACAUCUCCAUGGGCCAGAAGGCCAGCGGCGUCCUGAGCGGAUUCUCACAGGUGGAGUUCUACGAGACGGAGAGUGCGUCUGCCAUCAGGAAGCACAAGGCUGCGGUCACUAAGAGCGUGUCUCAGAGGGAGGAGAUGGUGCAGAAGUGCCUGCAGGAGCUGAACGACCUGUGCAAGAAGCUGGGGAAGGUGUUUGGCAUUCACUACUACAAUAUCUUCUCCGCUGGCACACUCAAAAAGAUCGCAGAGAGCCUGUCUGCGGACCAUGAGGCACUGCUGCAGAUCGAUGGUGUGACUGAGGACAAACUGGAUAAAUAUGGAGCAGAGCUCAUCGAGAUCCUACAGAAAUAUUCAGAGUGGCAGCUCCCUGCGGAGCAGCCAGAGAACACGGGCGGAGCUGGAGGAUGGAUCGACUUGAGGAGGAGUGGAGGCAGAGAAGAGGAAGAGGAGGAGGGCGAAGGGAUGUCCACCUACUUUAAAGGACAAAACAGCAGAGGGGAGAAGCGCAAGAAAGCCUCUUACUUCAAGAAGCCAAAGAGGCGGAGAGGAGGGAACGGAAACCAGAACUCCUCCAGAAGCUACGGCAGCGGUGGUGGUGGCCGGUCGUGGAAAGGGAAGGCCCAGGGAGCUCAGAGUGGCGCCAGGAGCGCGGCCCCCCCCACGGCCGGGAGACGGCCAGGCAUCAUGGCACUGCCCACCCCACAGACCCAUCAGCGGCCCUUCCUGAAGCCCACCUUCUCUCACCUGGGUUAGGUGUGCUGUGGGGGCCUCUUCUCUCACCUGGGUUAGUUGUGCUGUGUGUGGGGGCCUCUUCUCUCACCUGGGUUAGGUGUGCUGUGUGUGGGGGCCUCUUCUCUCACCUGGGUUAGGUGUGCUUUGUGUGGGGGCCUCUUCUCUCACCUGGGUUAGGUGUGCUGUGUAGGCCUCUUCUCUCACCUGGGUUAGGUGUGCUGUGGAGCCCUCUUCUCUCACCUGGGUUAGGUGUGCUGUGGAGGCCUCUUCUCUCACCUGGAUUAGGUGUGCUUGCUCCUUCAGACACUGGACCUUUUCCCCAUACUGACAUUACUGGACACUGCUGCUGUGAUUUGUAUAAAAUGUUUAUUUAUCAAUUUUAACAGUCCCGGUUCUGUUGUAUAUGUACAGUUUUUUCUCCUCAAAGUACAGAUUUCAACGAUACGUUCCUUUUUUCAGUUCUGUUGGCUCCUAGAGUUUCUGAAGUGUUGCAUGAAUCAAAGUUUUGUUGCAGUCACUGGGGAAUUAUGGCCCUGGUUCUGACCGUAAAAUUGAGUGCCAAUGUGUCCCAACAAGUGGCCGUUUGGGUGUGGUGGGGUGGGGAAAGUGUCACACUGUUGUUUUUUUAUUUUUAUUUUAAUUGAUUUGAUUUUAUUGAAUGCUGUAUGAUGGAUGGCAGUGGGAACGUUUUGAGUGUUUAUUUUGUGCUCAGCUGGCUACGCAACUCAAACUCACUCAAGUGGAAAUGUUUUAAUUGUGCAUUAUCGCCAGUAUUGGGCAGAUUUAUUGGUAAAUAUAAUUUCAAACUACAUUAUCUAUUAACGUAUUCUGUUUGAUUACUCAGAAAGUAACCUGGUUUCUUUUGAAUCACUUCCAGUUUUGUUGGUAUGUUUCCAGAAUAAAUGUGUUUGCAAAACA